Spodoptera frugiperda (fall armyworm) is the source of this 4896-nucleotide messenger RNA. Its product is annotated as carbohydrate sulfotransferase 11. The coding region runs from base 265 to 1218 and encodes 317 amino acids. Gene Ontology annotation, molecular function: sulfotransferase activity. The transcript is spliced from 4 exons. The record is from RefSeq and is a predicted model, not a curated record. Gene Ontology annotation, biological process: carbohydrate biosynthetic process. Gene Ontology annotation, cellular component: membrane. Lineage: Eukaryota; Metazoa; Arthropoda; Insecta; Lepidoptera; Noctuidae.
UUCAGUUUUUCUGUCAACGCAAGAUAGAGUAGACGUAUUGAGCGUCCGCAUAUUGGCGUAAUUAACUUCGAUACAAAAAUAUUAUUCGGUAGUAAAAUCGUAAAUAAAACGUUUUGUAUAACUAAAAGUUAAUUUAGUUUGCUGUCGCCAUUCAGUGUGAUAUCGCUUUCUAAGCGAGUAAUGCGUACAGCGCCGUGUCCUACAUUAAAAACAUAGGUUACCGAAAGAAAGUUUUAAGUUUAUUUUUUUGUGUGUAAUGUGAAAAUGUUGAAGAUGGGUGCUUUGAAGGUGGAAGUAGUGUUGUUACUGAACUUGUUGUUGGUAAGCGGAGACGUGUAUAAUAACGAAGUGAGUGAGCAUUCUCUGGAGUUGACUCAGUCCUUGAACUUGGCGCGGCAAGAGCUGAUUCAAGAGACGUGCAGACAUUUCCCUCCGAAGCACGGCUUGGACGAGCUUCCACCGAGCCAACUGGAGCAUAUCUUAAUAAACGAAGAGCACAAACUUCUGUACUGCUAUGUGCCAAAGGUGGCCUGCACAAAUUGGAAGAGAAUCCUUAUGAUGUUAUCUGGCAAAUGGAAUGGCACAGAUGUGUUGUCCAUUACAGCCAGUAUAGCUCAUACUCCUGGACUGUUCCGGGAUUUGAGCAAUGUGAGCAAAGCAGAGAGGGAUUACAUGCUGGAGAAUUACAACAAGAUGAUCAUUGUCCGGAAUCCAUUUGAAAGGCUGCUGUCUGCUUUUAGAAAUAAAUUGGAGGGUGAUACAUUGAGUGCCAGAUAUUUUCAGGACCGCAUAGGAAGACGCAUCAUAAAGGCCUACCGCGAGAACCCAUCAAAUGAGUCUCUGGAGUACGGCCGUGACGUGACCUUCAAGGAGUUCGCGCUGUUCCUCACCAACCGGUCGGAGGAGAUGGCUGAUGUCGUGAACAACGAACAUUGGCAGCCCAUUACGAAUCUGUGCCAUCCUUGCCUGAUCAAGUACACAUUAGUCGGUAAAUACGAGACCUUGCUCGACGACUCGACAUUAGCGCUGCAUACGAUCAACGCAUCCCACAUCCAGUUCCCGCGACUGGACCAUACUUCGGGCACCGCAGAGAAGCUGCACAGGUACUUCUCCCAACUCGACCUGCCGCUCAUCAGGCGACUGUACAAACUGUACAAACACGACUACAGGAUAUUCAACUACAAUCUUGACAAUAUUGUAGGUUUUGACCUAGGUUAAGUCUAGAAAAUUUAUUACUGGGUGUGCCUAAGCCUUUAGAGCUAAAUUCCGACUCGGGGUGACAGCGUACGAUUGACUUAUUACGACCUGGGGCCUUAGUCUGCUAUUACAAUAGUGUCAGAAUGGUCGAUCAUUGAGCAGUGCAAGAGGGAAGGAGCUAUACAACCUACAUAGCUCCGUCCCUGUUGUUCGGUCAAUUCAGUCAUACGACAAGUCCUAAUGGACUUAGUUCGGUCAAGUGAGAAUGUUUUUUACAGGUUUUGACUUGAUUCUCAUGUGAUCUAAUUUUUGAAGAGAUCCAGGAUUGAUUUGUUCCUUUUUGUGUCCUGGGUGUUUUUGAAAUAUAAGAUUUAUUCUUAGGAAAGAUUGUUUUUAUUGUAAUUUUAGUGAGUGAAAUUCGUAUGUAAGUUUAUUUUAUAGUUGCUUGUUUUCGUUCCUGUUUUAAAUAAACUACCAUGUUACAUAUAGAGUACUGCUAUAGAGAAAGUGCAGUGCUUAGUUUUUAGCCUAACAUUUUAGUCAGAUGUGGCGAGCCAUGGUAAUGUUUACCUUAUUUUCUUGUAAUUUACGUUUAAGUUUGUUCGGAUUGUGUAGUGAAUCCGUUACGCUCUUGCCCCGGUCGAUAAACGCCAGAAUAAAAAUGUAAAUGAUAAUUAAAUACGGUAAGUAAGCUAUGUAAAUAAAUUAUAAUACCUACAUAUUUAUAAAUGCACUAUUAAAGCAUUGUGUUGUAUAUUUUAGAUUUAACUGUGUGUGUACUGAAAAGAGAUCUGAAUCAGGGCAUAGUGGAAUUUGUCCUAAAUACAUUUAAUUAAAAUUAAUAUCUUCUAGUUUCACGACCGAAUUGAAAUAAAUUCACGUUAGAUGACGAUAACCAUGUUUGAUAUUGGUAUCUAUAGUACAACAUACUUAUCUAAAGCAGUAAUAUUUUACAUCCGUAUGUUUUCAAAGCAAUGAAAUAUCCAUUUAAUUUUGUCUUUUCGUGAAUUUUGAUAAAUAUAUAUUAGUGUUAUAAGUUAUCUUUAUAUGGAUAUUACAGCGAUAUUAUAUUUGAUUAUUAAUAUUGUCGCAAUUAUCCGAGUGUUUUGUAAAACUCAGUUGCACAUGAUAUGUAAGCAUAUGCGUUAAUAUAUUGUAUACUUCAUUGAAAAUUAAAGUAUCAAUGUUUUAACGAUACCAGUUGGGGGUAAUGAAUCGCGCAUAAUUUAUAUCUAGUCCAUAAUUUAGGACUCAAAUAGACGUAGGACAUCUAGUAGAUAUUGAAUUAAACAAAAGAAUGCAUAUAACGAGCGUAAAUGUGAUGGUACUUAAAGAAGUGUAUACGAAAUCUUUUAACAGUCGGCAGGCAAAUCAACCUAUUUUAAUCUGUCAAUUCAGUUGUUUUUAUUGAAUUUUGGACUUUGUGUCAAAAUAAUGAAGUUGAAUAACUAAUAAAGGAAUAAUGGAUAAGCUUGCUUGUCGUGUGCACAUAAAUAAGUACUUUUUUAGUGAGCAAGGUUUAAAGUUAGGACAUUGUGUCCGCAACAGACGAAAAUUCUUUGAAUGUGCAGAACCUUAACGUAAAAUUGUAUUUUAAGGAUGUUAUUUACCUAUUCAACCUCGUUUUUGUCUUUUUUUCUAGUUUUGACCAUAAAUUAUGCUUGAUGUAUACUACAAGCAGUAUGCAAAAGCCUAAUCUAAUUUAUAUCAAUUUGACUUAGUUUUUACUUUAUCGGGUGUACUUUGUAACGUCUAACAUUAUUAUUUUAUGCCAAAUAACCUAAUGAACGCUGAUGAUUUCCUAAUUCUGUCACAUCACAACCAACUCAAAAACAGCUGAACCAAUUUUAAUGAAUUUUAGUUUAUCGGAUUAGUGUUUGCUCCGAAUUGUGGGCUAAUAAGUACAACCUAAAUUGUGUAAAACACGUUAUUAAUAAACAGGACAAAAUUCACAAAAAUACAAAAUUUUAAUGAAGUUAGGUCCCAAAAAUUGACUUUAUCGCUUAUUUUAAUUUUAAUGAAUAGUAUCAGCGUUCGUUAGGUUAAAAGGGAGAUAUUAUUAUUGAUUAUUAAUAAUAAAUAGUUUAAUAACAUUCCACAAUGAUAUUCCAAAGCUCCCUGUGAUAAGUUCCGUUGUAAUUUAAUUAAUAUUUGAUAAAGAUUAUUUUAAUGACAUAGUUAUAUUUUGAUAAGGACAGUAAUAUCACAAUUAUCACAAACUUUCCUUUAAUUUAGUAAUUGUUUAUAGUUUUAAUGAGAAAUAUUGAUUUUUAAUUAAUGUUUUUUUUUUAAAUAUUGUUUUCGAUACUGAUCAUAUGUUGUAAGUAUUAUCGUGUAUACUGUUUUAUUUUAGCUCUCAUAUUGUUUCAACUUUUGUUUCGUAGAUAGAAUCUAUGUAUACUUUAUAUUAUUUUUUAACUCACAACUUAACAACAGAUAAUUUUGUCACGUGACUGGGUUCAGGUAAAAUAUUUUUGGGGUACAAUUCAAAAUCGCUUUUUAGCACGAAGUCUGCUCUAAGUGCAUUAAAUGGUGUUACGUUAAUGUUGUUAACUAAGUGAUAAAUAGGUACUUACAUAACGCAACACUUCCCAACAACCAAAACAUUUUUUAUCAAAAUAUUCUUAUUAUCAUGUGUUUAUAGGUCAAAGGCAGUUGCAUUCUAGUGAUAAUAACUUUGUAUCUACUUGUUAACAUGACAUUACACUCCGUUUUACUGCAAGAGGUCGUCAUCAUACAGUACCUAUUAGCAGUUUUAUAUUUUAUAGAAAUACGCCGUAAUUAAUUGGCUAUUAACCAUUUAUAUUUUUGAAUAAAACCUUUUACAUAUUUUUACCUGAACUCGGACAGUAUUCUCAACAAUACCUGGUUUUCAAGAUACAUUUUAGUGUCUGGCCACAUUAUUAGACGCACUCUUAGUUUUUAAUUAUGUAAUUAAUUUGAUUUGUUCACACUGUAUAACGUAAUAUAUUAAGUAUGAAUAUGAAUUGAUUAACAGUGUAAUUCCAUAUUUGAAAAGUAAAUACAAAUCCAAAAAACCUGAAUAAAAGUAUAUCACAUAGGUAUGUUAAUAAACUAAAGAGUUUGAAUGUGAUAUAUGGAUAUAUUGCUAAUCAAUUGCUUUCAAUUGCAUACUAAAAAACCAAGAGUGCCUCUAAUGUGGCCAGGGAUUGUAGUGGUAAGAAUAUGUAAAUAAAUAAAGAGACAACUGUUCAGUGCCAAUUGUCAAAAUUAAAUAUCACUCUGAAAUGUCCCAACUUUAUUAGAUCUAUUAAAUAAAUUAAUAAAUAACAUUAAAGUUUGACAUUUGGCCCUGAACACGAACGAAAUUUUACAUAAUCUUUAUAUUUAUUUAUAUCUACUAUGCAAUAUUUUAUUUACUCUGCAAUUUUAUCUAUAUACUGUGUUCUUGUAUCCUUGCUAUAUCUUGUAUUCACUUCCGUAGUUUUACUAUUAAAAAUGGUGCUAAAAGAUGCCUUAUUCUAUUGUAAUAAAGUCUUAAAUUAAUUUGAUAUUGUUCAAAUAUUUAUAGUUAAAUUGUUGUUUAACAAGAUUGUCAAACGUUUAUUUCCGUGUUUAUUGAUUUUUAAUGAUAAUGACAUCAUUACUAAAAGUGAUGAUAUUCUUGAUGUAAUCAGAAUAUUAUUUUAGAUUCAAAUGCAAUUUAGAAUUUAUUUGGAAAUACAAUAUUUAAAUCUA